Messenger RNA from Pichia kudriavzevii, 951 nucleotides. RefSeq lists its product as uncharacterized. Gene Ontology annotation, molecular function: RNA polymerase II cis-regulatory region sequence-specific DNA binding; DNA-binding transcription factor activity, RNA polymerase II-specific. The record is from RefSeq and is a predicted model, not a curated record. Bases 1 to 951 code for a protein of 316 amino acids. The transcript has a single exon. Gene Ontology annotation, biological process: regulation of transcription by RNA polymerase II. NCBI's taxonomy places the organism in Eukaryota, Fungi, Ascomycota, Pichiomycetes, Pichiales, Pichiaceae. Gene Ontology annotation, cellular component: CCAAT-binding factor complex.
AUGGACGACUCGCUGAACAUUCCCGUGCAACAUUACUACCAGCAACAGGAUUUCAUGACCGACCAGACCCAUCUUCAUGGUCUAGGUUCGACGUUAGAGUCAAUCAACAAUGUCAUGGAUCCAACAAACACCAAUGGUGAUGCCGGUAUGGCACAGCAUCAGCAGGCCUUCCAUAAUAGCCAUCUUUUGCAGCUCCACCAUCAGCAAAUGCAACAGCAGCAACAGCAGCAACAACAUCAACAACAACAACAUCAACAACAACAUCCAUUUGGCCAUCAGGAUAUAAACACAGUAAACGACCAGCUGCAUCAGCUUCCCGACGACCAUGUGCGAGAUCAGCAGGAAGGUCUUGUGUCCGAGCAGUCCAUGGAACAGCAGACAAGUACGGACCAACCGUACUAUGUUAAUGCAAAACAGUACCAUCGGAUUUUAAAGAGACGAAUUGCACGUGCCAAGCUCGAGGAACACUUGAAGAUCCAAAGGGUUCGGAAACCGUAUCUCCACGAGUCUAGGCACAAGCAUGCAAUGCGUAGACCAAGAGGACAGGGCGGUAGGUUCUUAACUGCAGCUGAAAUUGCAGAACUUGAGAAAAAAGAGAGGGAGAAGGAGAACGGAAAGGAGCUCGAGAAGGACACAGAGCUCGAGAAGGACAAAGAGCUCGAGAAGGACAAAGAGCCCGAAAAGGACAAGGAGAAUGGAGUAGAGCUGGAAAAGGUUCCAGGUGCAGAUGCCGUGAAGAACAUCAACGGUACUGUCGAUGAUACCAACACCAAUGACGAUAUAAAGGGAAGUGGAUAUGUGGAUAACAACACAGCGGUAAAUAGCAGCACGGAAAACAACAACACAGAAACAAAUAAUGAUAACCGCUCUGCAUCGAAUAAUGAGCUUCCCCACUCAGCAGAGAGUAAGCCUAAUAUCAAACAAGAAACCCCCUUGGAAUAUCCAAAAUAA